UAGGCCGUCCAGCUCAACCUCUGAGACAUCAGACAUCAUGUCUCUCCACACACUGGUACUUCUGCUGCUCCUGGUCUCCAUCACCUCAGCGAGCCACUUCUGGGGAGGCACAAUCUCAUUCACCCCUAAAGGAAGGAACCCAGAUGGAUCAUACAGGGUGGAUUUCCGCUACAAGCACACUUUUGAUAGUUGCUAUUCUUCUACGUACUGGAGCAACUGUAGAAGUGGAAAUUGUGGAUUUCAGACAAAUCUGGAACAAGGAAUAAUAGAUCAGAGUAAUGGAAGAUAUCCAUCCCAAUACAAUUGGUGUCAAAAGGAAGGAGUUAUGACAAGAAGCCUUUCGAGUGAUAAGCCUUUUCAGCUGACUGCACGUAGUUGUUGUUGGAUCUCCCUGAGAAAUGGUAUUGGAUGGUGGGAUCUUCCAAUCUUGGUAGAUCUUGGAGUUCGAUCUGACACGACUGAACCGAACCGUUCUCCACAUGCAACCAUGAUAUCAUUUGUCCGUGUGCCACGGAACUGUCCACGUGCAUAUAACUUCAUAGGUUGUGAUCCAGAUGGUGAUCAGUUCAGAUGUGGAACCAAUAGGAAUCUACCCUCAGGCUUUUACCUUGAUCAAAAUACUUGCAAUCUACACCAUACCUACAGUAGCAGCACUGGCUACUAUGGUUUUGAGCUGUAUGUUGAGGACUUCCCAAAUCAGCACAUCAGUCUCACCUACAGCGACGGAACAACAUCUUUUAGGGGUCCACUCCAUGCAGCGCGCAAACGGCGUUCCAAUUGGUGGGGGGGUUACUCUACUAGCACACCCCUCUCAACCAACCAAUACACUCCUUGGCCAGCAGCCAGCAGCACACCCUCUACUACUACAACCACGACUACGACUAACCCAACAACUCCAUGGUGGUGGUGGUACCAAACUCAAAGAAUCACACCUGCUCCAACUGCUGCAGCCAACCCAACAACUCCAUGGUGGUGGUGGUACCAAACUCAAAGUUCUACAGCUGCUCCAACUACUGCAGCCAACCCAACAACUCCAUGGUGGUGGUGGUACCAAACUCAAAGAAUCACAGCUGCUCCAACUGCUGCAGCCAAUCCAACAACUCCAUGGUGGUGGUGGUACCAAACUCAAAGAAUCACAGCUGCUCCAACUGCUGCAGCCAAUCCAACAACUCCAUGGUGGUGGUGGUACCAAACUCAAAGUUCCACAGCUGCUCCAACUACUGCAGCCAACCCAACAACUCCAUGGUGGUGGUGGUACCAAACUCAAAGUUCCACAGCUGCUCCAACUACUGCAGCCAACCCAACAACUCCAUGGUGGUGGUGGUACCAAACUCAAAGAAUCACAGCUGCUCCAACUCCAAGACCUACAACUACGACUACGACUACAAGUACUACGACUAGCCUCCCAGCAACGACUACCCCUUGGUCACAUUAUGGCACUCCAUUGAGUCGACUUCCACUACAAUUUGUUGUCUACGUUGAUAACACAGUUCCAUCCUGCAAUGAGGGAGAGUACUUGCCCAAGUUCUUGCAUCCCACUCCAAACAACAGAGAGCGACUUCAUGCUGCCAUCAACCGGGAGCUAGAAAUCAGAAUAAAUGCGACAGCUUUUUUCUCAGUGGUCCGUGAUCUCAUUAUAAGUGGCCCUCUAAACAUCACAAAGGACAGAACCACCUCUGGGGAAUUUGUCCUGAGAUGGACACCCAGGACUGAUGACCUUGGCCAGCAUUUUCCCAUCUGUUUUAUUGCUGAGAGCAGAUUGGGUGGCAACUUCUACCAGUCUGAGAUGAGAUGUGUCGUUGUUGAGGUUGAACAUCAUCAAUUUGCUCCUGAAGCCAAUGUGAUUUGUACUGAGAAUUUCAUGGCUAUUGAGCUGGAAACAUCAAUAUCAGAGAGCAUCCAGCUACAUGUGGAUCACUUGCGCCUCAAUGACCCAUCUUGCACUCUCUACUCCAAUGGCACCCAUGUCUUUGCCAACAUGUCCCUUAACACAUGUGGUACUACAGUGGAGGAAGAUCAAGACAGUCUCUUCUUCAAGAAUGAAAUUGUGUCAUUUGAUAACCAAAACGAUGUCAUAACCAGAAUCAACCAGGUGGAGUUUCAGUUCUUCUGCAAGUACCCUAAGAGAAGCAGUGUGACCCUAGAGUUUGACACUCACAGAGGCCCUUACGUAUUCAUGCAAAAAGGAUUCGGAACGUUCAGUUAUCAGUUUGAGUUCUUCCACUCAAGUCAGUUCCAAUAUCGGAAGAACCCCAACUCCUAUCCCCUGGAGUACGGCCUUGGUGAGAUGAUGUACAUGCAGAUUGAAGGCAUGUCUUCAGUCAACAACACUGAGCUCUUUGUGGAGUCUUGCAAGGCCAGUCCCAGUGAUGACCCUCAGGCCCAUACUUCCUAUACCAUCAUUGAAAAUGGAUGCAAGAAAGAUGAAACUGUGAAGUUCUACUCAAACCAUGACAAUAAAGUCAAGUUUGGAAUGAAGGCAUUUAAAUUCAUCGGAUGGCAUGACCAGGUUUUCAUCACCUGUUCGGUGAUACUGUGUGAGGCUGGAAACCCCAACACCAGGUGUUCUCAAGGCUGCACCAAUGCCACUGCCUCACCUGCAGUGCAUCACCAUCACAGGAGAGAGGCUCCCAUUCAGACCACCAGUCACUACAUUUCCCAGGGUCCCGUGCGGCUCGGCAGGAGCGCAGACACCAGAGAUGCUCCAAGCACAGUGCUAAAUAAUGGUUUGAACAUGAAUCUGGUUUUCAUCGCUGGAUGCCUGCUGAUAGUUUCUGCCAUGCUGUGUGGUGCAGUGAUCUACACAAAGCGACCUAAGAUUGCGUAUAAGCCACUGCCAACCUCUGACUUUUAAGGCAGAUGUCUUACAUGCACAGGAUGUUGGUAUAGAAUAGAGUGUAGAGUUGUGUUCAAGCUAAACAUUUAGUUUCUAGCCAAGGUUGGGUUUACAGACUUUAUCACUAAUUAAACAGAUGAGGUACAUAGAUACAAUCGUGCCAAGUUCAAUUAUGCACAUAUAUCAUGUAAUGAUGAUUUCAUUUUAGGUGUUUUUGGGGGGUGUCUUCUUGGUUUCGGGUUGUAUACAUAAAAAUAAAGAUUACUUCCUCAUGAAUUAUAUGUGGCAGAAGAGGUAGAGGAGUCACUCGGCAACCAAAGGGUUGCAGGUUUGAGCCUGAUUCCUCCUGUCCCUAAGUGUCCUUGAGCAAGACACUGAACCCCAGUAAAACUUCCGGUCUGUAGGUUGGCACCUUGCUUGGCAGCCUCUGCCAUCGGUAUGUUUGUGUGAAUAGAUGAAUGAGGCAGAAAUUUGUAAAGCACUUUGAUACUCUCACGAGUAAAAACAAUUUUUACUUUUUUAUAUGUGUUGUACAUUUGUCAUUUUUUAUAUGCAAUAAAGCAAAUAGACCCAAA
This is a messenger RNA of Sardina pilchardus (European sardine), 3411 nucleotides long. RefSeq lists its product as uncharacterized. NCBI's taxonomy places the organism in Eukaryota, Metazoa, Chordata, Actinopteri, Clupeiformes, Clupeidae. The coding region runs from base 38 to 2854 and encodes 938 amino acids. The transcript has 13 exons. Gene Ontology annotation, cellular component: cell surface. The record is from RefSeq and is a predicted model, not a curated record.